AAAUAUUCAGCUUCGUCUGCUCACAAAUUCGCUAGUUUCAACAUAAACUUAAAGUGGCCUCCAUUUAAUCUUUGUUAUUGUUCUUUUGCACACGCGGAUCAAUUCAUUACCGUCACCAGUUCACAUUGGAAUUCAAUAUUGGCCAUAUUUAAAUAAUAAAGUGACCAGCCAAUCAAAAAUAUCAUAUCUGAGCAAUAAUACGACCUCCCCACACCCACCAUAUACGUUAUAAUUACGGCCCUGUUUGAGUUAAUAUCUUUAUAAAUGUUACGAUUUCCUUUUCUGUAAUUAAGCCCAUUAAGGCAGAGGUGGAGCGCUGGCCUCUGAUUGGCGGGACGUCAGACUGGGUGUAUGCAGAGGGAGGAGGAGGAGGUGGAGGAGGUGGAGGGGUUUCCCUUCAGUGCGCCCAGGCGGAGUCCAGCGCGUGCAGAGCGCAGAGCAGCGCAGCAGAGAGAGAGAGUGAGGAAGACUCUCCACCGUCCACUGUGUCCUUCACCGCCGGGAUUAAUGUUUCCUCUCCGUCUGAACAGACCUGCUCUCUACAUGAAGCUUGGUCCUUCUCCGUGAUUUCUUCGCCAUGAGCUGCCUGGAUGUGAUGUACCAAGUGUUUGGUCCUCAGCCUUAUUUCAGCUCCUACAGCCCCUAUCACCACCAGAAACUGGCCUUGUAUUCCAAAAUGCAAGACCCGCAGGAUGGUGGCAGCCGCCUCGGCCCCCCCGGCCCCCCGGUGAUCAAGGAGGAGGACAAGGAGCUGCCGCCGGGAGCCGAGUACCUGAGCUCCCGCUGUGUCCUCUUCACUUACUUCCAGGGAGACAUCAGCACCGUGGUGGACGAGCACUUCAGCCGAGCCCUGAGCCACACGACGGCAUACUCUGCGUCGAGCAGCCACAAGGCCGUAAGAGACGGGUCAUUCCCCAUGAGCCAGAGGAGUUUCCCUCCGUCUUUCUGGAACAGCUCCUAUCAGCCGUCGGUCUCCUCCACGCUGGGCAGCGCUCUGUCGGCCCCCCACACGGAGCUCCCCUUCCCUGGGGACCCGUACUCCUCCGUCUCCCUGCACAGCCACCUCCACCAGACCAGCCCCGACGCCUGGCACCCAUCCCAUCACCACCACCAUCACCACCACAACCCUUACUCACUAGGGGGCGCUAUUGGCACCCAGGGCUCAGCAUAUCCACGUCCGGGGGUUCAUGAGAUGUACGGCACGGCGUUCGACCCGUGUUAUGGCUCUUUGCUGGUGCCGUCAGUGAGGCCUCACCACCGCCUGACAUCGGGCAGCUCGGUCCCGGGGCCCAGCGCCUCGCCCUGCGACCUGGGAGGCAAGGGGGAGUCAGGGACGGGCUCGAGCUGGAGCGGUGCCUUCACCGGAGCUGGAGCAGAAAUCGGACUCAACGUGGACACAGGUCUGCAGGCACAGGAUAAGACCAAGGAUUUGUACUGGUUUUAGAGACUGCUGACUCUUAACCCCCCCCAUGCACUCCUUCUUCAGCUGUAGCCUCUUUCUUCUACUCCUGCUCUACUCUGUUGCUCUGCUGCUGUUAUGGGAUGACUGACAGAGAAACUGAAAACUGGUCAGAUGGCGGUUUUGUACUGUAACGGCUUCUGAUCUACUUGCAGCUCGGUGUUACGGCGGACUGUGCAGCAGCAGCAGCAGCAGCACAGCCCUGCUGAGCUGAAUGCCAGCAGGAUGGAUACAAAAGUGAGCAUGGCAACAAAAGUGGACUCGUGGAGGAGAGAGAAAAUCUGAUCUUGAUGGAUGUGGACAAAGACAAGCCUCUUUGUGCUUCUGUAACUGUAACAGGCAGGGACAACAUUCCUAAACUGGAAAAAGUCCGGGGACAGACGGACAGAGACACAUGUGUUCCAAAGACAAACUCCAAAGACAAGCGCUUGAAGGACUUGGCAGGACUUGCCUCACUGGGACAACUGGGCUACAGACACUGGGAGUGUUAUGGCUGGAGGAAAGGCUAUGUUGGUUUUGAGGAGGCCGCACAGCAAGAAUUUGGCAGACUUAGAAGGCAGAAGAAGUCCGGACACUUUGGUUUACAUGGACUACUGGUUCAGUGUCAACUUAAAAAAGAAAAACAAAAAAAAAAGAAAAAAUGCUGUCUGUACUUUAUGGCACUGUAAAUUAAACUGUUUUGGAUGGGUUUCAACUGA
Molecule: messenger RNA, 2157 nt
Organism: Scatophagus argus
Lineage: Eukaryota; Metazoa; Chordata; Actinopteri; Scatophagidae
Gene: vgll2a
Product: vestigial-like family member 2a
Exons: 4
Coding region: 578-1444 (288 amino acids)
Biological process (GO): regulation of transcription by RNA polymerase II
Cellular component (GO): nucleus
Source: RefSeq, a predicted model, not a curated record